UAAGGCGCUGGGAAAGCAGCGGCGGCGAGAGCGUCUCGGGACAGCAUGAGCGGCUGCGGGUUCUUCUUGCGCUCGGCGGCGGCGGCGCGCCUGUGCCGUGCCCUGGUGGCCUUCACCGCGAGUCGGCGGCCGCUGCGCACCAGUCCACCGAGCCAAGCUUUCGCCAAGGAGCUCUUCCUGGGCAAAAUCGAGAAGAAAGAAGUUUUCCCAUUUCCAGAAGUCAGCCAAGAGGAACUUAAUGAAAUUAAUCAGUUUGUGGGACCUGUAGAAAAAUUCUUCACUGAAGAGGUGGACUCUCAAAAAAUUGACCGGGAGGGAAAAAUCCCACAUGAAACUUUAGAGAAGCUGAAGAGGCUGGGGCUUUUUGGGAUGCAAGUCCCAGAAGAAUAUGGUGGCCUGGGCCUCUCCAACACCAUGUACGCGCGGCUGGGGGAGAUCAUCAGCCUGGACGGCUCCAUCGCCGUGACGCUGGCGGCACACCAGGCCAUCGGCCUCAAGGGCAUCAUCUUGGCCGGCAGCGAGGAGCAGAAGGCCAGGUACCUGCCCACGCUGGCUUCCGGGGAGCGCGUGGCCGCCUUCUGCCUGACGGAGCCAGCCAGUGGGAGCGACGCCGCCUCCAUCCGGACCAGGGCCACGUUGAGUGAAGAUAAGAAACACUACCUCCUCAACGGCUCCAAGGUCUGGAUCACCAAUGGAGGACUGGCCAGUGUUUUUACUGUGUUUGCGAAGACAGAAGUUGUUGAUUCUAACGGCUCAGCGAAGGACAAGGUCACAGCGUUCAUCGUAGAGAGAGACUUUGGUGGAGUGACCAGCGGGAAACCCGAGGAUAAGUUAGGCAUUCGAGGCUCCGACACCUGCGAGGUCCACUUUGAGAACACCAGGGUGCCCGUGGGAAACGUCCUCGGAGAAGUUGGCGGCGGCUUUAAGGUGGCCAUGCGCAUCCUCAACAGCGGGCGGUUCAGCAUGGGCAGCGCCGUGGCCGGGAUGCUGAAGAAGCUGAUCGAAAUGACCGCCGAGUACGCCUGCACAAGGAAACAGUUCAACAGGAACCUCAGCGAGUUUGGCUUGAUUCAGGAGAAGUUUGCCCUGAUGGCUCAGAAGGCUUACGUGAUGGAAAGUAUGGCCUACCUCACGGCGGGGAUGCUGGACCAGCCGGGCCUCCCUGACUGCUCCAUCGAGGCCGCCAUGGUGAAGGUGUUCAGCUCAGAGGCCGCCUGGCAGUGCGUGAGCGAGGCGCUGCAGGUCCUCGGGGGCUCGGGCUACGUGAGGGACCAUCCGUACGAGCGCAUGCUGCGUGACAGCCGCAUCCUGCUCAUCUUCGAGGGAACCAACGAGAUUCUCCGGAUGUACAUCGCCCUGACGGGCUUGCAGCACGCCGGCCGCAUCCUGACCGCGAGGGUCAAGCAGCUUAAACAGGGCAGCGUGGCCACCAUCAUGGAGACCGUCGGCCAGAGGCUUCGGGACUCCCUGGGCCGCACUGUGGACCUCGGGCUGACAGGGAAGCUCGGAGCCGUGCACCCCAGCAUGGCGGACAGCGCCAGCAAGCUCGAGCAGAACGUACACUUCUUCAGCCGCACCGUGGAGACCCUGCUGCUUCGCUUUGGCAAGACCAUCGUGGAGGAGCAGUUGGUCUUGAAGCGAGUGGCGAACAUCCUCAUCAACCUGUACGGGAUGACGGCCGUGCUGUCGCGGGCCAGCCGCUCCAUCUGCGUGGGGCUCCGGAACCACGACCACGAGGUUCUGUUGGCCAACCUCUUCUGCACGGAAGCUUACUACCAGAAUCUUUUCGCCCUCUCUCAGCUGGACAAGGGUUCUCCGGAAAAUCUCGACGAACUGAUCAAGAAAGUGUCCCAGCAGGUCCUAGAGAAGCGCGCCUACGUCUGCGCCCACCCUCUGGACUGGACGUCCUGAAGCAGGGGGACAGCGUCCCUGCCGCUGUCUGCCCGACACACGCCUUCCGGAAGG
Messenger RNA from Kogia breviceps (pygmy sperm whale), 1965 nucleotides. It is a transcript of the gene ACAD9, whose product is annotated as acyl-CoA dehydrogenase family member 9. The record is from RefSeq and is a predicted model, not a curated record. Gene Ontology annotation, molecular function: flavin adenine dinucleotide binding; acyl-CoA dehydrogenase activity. NCBI's taxonomy places the organism in Eukaryota, Metazoa, Chordata, Mammalia, Artiodactyla, Physeteridae.